Dermatophagoides pteronyssinus (European house dust mite) is the source of this 450-nucleotide messenger RNA. RefSeq names its product ABC transporter G family member 23-like. The record is from RefSeq and is a predicted model, not a curated record. Gene Ontology annotation, molecular function: ABC-type transporter activity; ATP binding; ATP hydrolysis activity. Gene Ontology annotation, cellular component: membrane; ATP-binding cassette (ABC) transporter complex. Lineage: Eukaryota; Metazoa; Arthropoda; Arachnida; Sarcoptiformes; Pyroglyphidae. Gene Ontology annotation, biological process: transmembrane transport.
AUGUUUAUUAUCAUCAUUGCUGCUAUAAUCGUAUUUUGUGAUUGUAGCGGUUACGGAAAUACCGGCAGUGGUGGCUAUGGCUUUGGUGGUGGCUUUGGUUAUGGUGGGGGAGGAGGAGGAGGCGGCGGCGGUGGUGGUGGGGGUGGAGGUGGCGGAGGUGGUGGUGGCGGCGGAGGUGGCUAUGGAGGAUAUAAUGGGGGACAUGGUGGCGGUUAUCAACAACAUCAUGGUGGUGGUUAUCAACAAAAUCAUGGUGGUUAUCAAAAACAUGGAGGUGGAACCGUAAUCAAAAAAGUAGUGAUUAUUAAAAAAAUUAAUAUUGGUGGUUAUGGAAAACAAAGUCAUGGAUAUGGACACGGACAUGGAUAUGGUUAUGGAUAUGGUGGGGGCAAUUAUGGUGGUGUUUGGGUGGGUGGUGGCAAGAAAAAAUGGAAAAAAUAUUGGGGAUAA